Messenger RNA from Armigeres subalbatus, 2765 nucleotides. RefSeq names its product zinc finger protein 62-like. Gene Ontology annotation, biological process: regulation of transcription by RNA polymerase II. Gene Ontology annotation, molecular function: chromatin insulator sequence binding. The transcript has 7 exons. The record is from RefSeq and is a predicted model, not a curated record. Bases 104 to 2713 code for a protein of 869 amino acids. Gene Ontology annotation, cellular component: chromosome. Lineage: Eukaryota; Metazoa; Arthropoda; Insecta; Diptera; Culicidae.
CAGUGUUUUGUUGCAAGCACCUUGUUUUUGUUUUUUACGAGUCGACGAUUCAUGUUUUGUAAAAAAAGAAAUUCCAAAUUUUCGUGAAAUUUCGUUCUACAAAAUGCACUGCUUGCUGUGUAAUGACGAAUCAUCACCAGUAGCAGUACAUCCCCUCUGCGGUUCGUGCUUGGAUCGCUGCAAAUCAACAUGCAUCAGGGAGGAAACAUCGAAGCUCAUCGUACCGAAAAAGGAACUGAUCCACGAGAUCGAAUGCGAAGCCUGUUUGGGCAAGUUCCCCGAAGAAGACCUUGCUGUGCACCGAGUGGCUUGCUCGGCCCAGGUGGUCUACCGAUGUGCGCUCUGUAACGCCCAAUAUCUGACCAAGGAAGGACUGUGGAGUCAUUUGGAUUCGCAUGGGAUAGAAGAUGCAAGUAGAAAUACGUACUGUAGCGAAGAAAGGAUCUCGUGCAAGCUACAUACAUGCGCAUUAUGUUGCGACCGAAGAUGCUAUCAGGAGACCAUUUAUUGGGAGCAUGUUCACGAAGAUCAUGACGGAUUUUUUCUUAAAUGUUCGGAGUGCGAAGAAACUUUUCGAUCUAAAAAACUUCUAAAUGAUCAUAUCUUGAAUCACUGCAAGAUUAAGAGAACACUUGAACUACCGGAUUUGCUAGUGAAGCAAGAGGCCAUAGAUUUGGAUCUUCCAGUGCAAGUAGAUGAUUCAACUACCUCAAGAAAGAGGAAGACACGAUCAGCAACAAUCUCUGAUAAGUUGAAAGCUGCUCCAGGGACUAAUGAUAAAAUGGAAGUGGAUGAAGAGCCCAUGGUAAAGAUUCCAUUGAGCGAAAGCAAAAGCGAUACAAAAUGUCCUUUCUGCUCAAAGGAGCUACAUCACGAGGGGGCACUCGACGUACACAUAAAAAAUUCUCACAAACCAACAAAGUGUGAUAAAUGUGAUCUUGUUUUCGCCGGUAGAAGUCGAAUGUCUUAUCACAAGGUUAGGAGUCACCCGUUGCCAAAGUUUGAAUGUCCCUAUUGUCCGGAGAAGUUCCAUGCGCAAGCCACCUAUCAGCCGCAUUUGAAAGCUCACCUCAAUGCCGAAUGUUAUCCAUGUCACAUCUGUGAGCGGCAAUGUAAAGAUCUACGCUACCUGGCGCAACAUUAUCGGCGGUAUCACUAUCCGGACGCACACUUUCAGAAUCUGUUCGCGGCACUGAAAGCGCGCGAUCAAGGCGACAAUGAAGCCAUGAAUGCGUUCAAACUGAGGGAUGUGGUCGUAAAGGAAGAAAUUGAAGUGGAAGACUCGGAGUUGCAGCCACAAGAAACUAGCGAGGAAGGUAGGGCUUGGACGGCAGAUCGUUGUCCAAUUUGCGAUGAGCAUUUUGAUGAUCGAGAACGAGUUUCCAUGCACGUGCAAGAAGUUCAUAGUGUCACGAUUUGUACACUAUGCGGGGUUAUCUUCGAUGAUGCAGAUCAACUGUUGGAUCAUAAGGCUAUAUGUUCUCUGAAUUCAAAUGAGAUGGAAGGCAUGAAUUCCAAAGCUAUGGAAUCAUCGGAUAAAUCUGUAACAUCAUCAGCAACUGAGGAUGUUGUGAAGAAACUCAUUAAGUCAGAACCAACCGGCUCCAAAUGUCCACACUGUCAUAUAGAUUUCAAGAACACAACUAUUUUGAGUGGUCACAUAGAAUGUUGUCACGAGCCAAUUAUCUGUGAUACUUGUGGCAUAACAUCAUGUGGCACGACCGAAGCUCGAGAUCAUAAGUUUAAAGUACAUGGGGAAAAGUUGUUCAAAUGUUUCCAUUGCCCGAAGAGGCUUCAAAGCAAAUCACUAUUCUUAGCACAUAUGAUCAAACACUUGGAAGACCGUAAAUUCACUUGUGAAACAUGUGGUCACAAGUUCAAAAGCUUAGUCACUCUCAUCAGCCACGUAACGAAGGAUCACAGCUUUGAAGACGCUUGGUUGAGGAUUCAUAGAAGGUUUAAAGAUUGCUAUGUACAACAACCCGAACUCGCUGCCGAGAAUGGUUUGUCAGGAGAAAAACUUGCAAUCUUAUUGGAUGAAUCAUUAUGCGAGAAAUCAUCUGAAAAACAGUCCCCAGAUCAGAUUGAUGACGAAAAGUUACCCAACUCAAUCGCUGAAAAUAGUUCCGACAGUAAUCCCUCAAAACGAAAGUCCUCAAAAUCCAAAAGCAGCUUCAAGUGUCCACAUUGCGACAAAACCUAUUCCAGCAAGUGGAAACUGAACACACAUAUUGACGAACAGCACCGAUCCAGCAACCCGAAGUCCCAAUCCAAAACCGAACUCAAGUGUCCCGACUGUCCAAAAGUGUAUUUCGCCAACUGGCGACUCAACGAUCAUAUCUACGAAACCCAUCGGAAAAUUGACUGCGAUGAGUGCGGGGUUAGUUUCAACGGAUGGACCCGCGCCCGAUAUCACAAGAUGAAGCACCACACGGAACCAAAAUUCCCGUGUCCCCAUUGUCCGGAGAGAUAUCACCUGAAAACGCAUCUCGCCCGUCACGUGAGCAAACACGUGGAGGAGAAAAAUUACCCCUGCGAAAUUUGUGGCGCCCGGUUCAAGGAUCAACAGUACGUCCGAAUGCACAUUCAACGGACGCACCAUUUGAAGGGUUGGACUAAAGGGGUUAGCACUGCGGUUGAAGAUAGCGAAAAGAACACUCAGUCGUCGCAGGUGGAGUUUGUUCCCAUCAAAGAGGAAGUUCACGAAUCUUAGGUUUUAGGUUAUUGAACGUGUGAAGGAUUAAAUAAAGAUAUAUGCAAUUGAA